AUGCCUAGCGAGGUGGUCGAUCCAAUGGAAGAUGCUCUUGACACUGUUGGGAUGCCCCGCCUGGCGACGAGAUCAGUUAAAGACGGUCUUGGUUAUGAGUUUAUGAUUGGUGACCAAAAGUUGGAAUUUUCCCUCACCCCUCGUGCACCACCUGAGGCCUACCUUGUACAGGCUUAUUCUGCAUGA
This is a messenger RNA of Stereum hirsutum FP-91666 SS1, 186 nucleotides long. RefSeq lists its product as uncharacterized. Bases 1 to 186 code for a protein of 61 amino acids. Lineage: Eukaryota; Fungi; Basidiomycota; Agaricomycetes; Russulales; Stereaceae. The record is from RefSeq and is a predicted model, not a curated record. The transcript has 2 exons.